AUGAUCAUGCGCGACAAGUUCGCCCAACAACGCAUCGACUGGAUCAAGAGCAACAGUGGCGACAUCACUGCCAAACUCGACGAGCUGACUUCCAACUCAACUCUCACUGCCGAAUGCGACAUCAUCAGUGCGCAGCGCGAGACAGCUCUUCAAUGCAAGGCAUUGCAGACAUUGGAAAGGCUGGCAAAUUCGACGAACGGGCAGACUGAUUUCAAUGGAGGACCUGGUACGGACUUUCUCAGCGACGAGCAGAAACAGAAGUUACAACAAAAGUUCGAGAAAGCGGAACUCAAACUGCAGCAACUCAGGAGUAAUGCUACAUUGGUGGGCCUCUGCGGAGACGAUGUUGUGUUCCAGCAGAAUGGCGCUAUUGGAAGUCGUCAGUUGUUUUUGUACAAUGCGAGAUGGGAAUGUGCUGACUUACAUACAGAAGUGAUUGACAACAGCGGCGCCAUCAGCAUGACGAAGAAAAGUGAUGCAAGCAGUCAUGUGCGCCAACUGGGAAAUGCUCCAUCGCUGAUGGCUUUCAUGGCUUUAACGACAGUGUCGAUGCUGUAG
Alternaria incomplexa is the source of this 558-nucleotide messenger RNA. RefSeq lists its product as uncharacterized. Bases 1 to 558 code for a protein of 185 amino acids. The record is from RefSeq and is a predicted model, not a curated record. The transcript has a single exon. NCBI's taxonomy places the organism in Eukaryota, Fungi, Ascomycota, Dothideomycetes, Pleosporales, Pleosporaceae.